Dermacentor andersoni is the source of this 7906-nucleotide messenger RNA. RefSeq lists its product as uncharacterized. Gene Ontology annotation, cellular component: nucleus. Gene Ontology annotation, molecular function: zinc ion binding; RNA polymerase II cis-regulatory region sequence-specific DNA binding; DNA-binding transcription factor activity, RNA polymerase II-specific. Gene Ontology annotation, biological process: regulation of transcription by RNA polymerase II. The record is from RefSeq and is a predicted model, not a curated record. NCBI's taxonomy places the organism in Eukaryota, Metazoa, Arthropoda, Arachnida, Ixodida, Ixodidae.
CACGGGCUCAACUGCGAAGGGUGCCCCCCUACGUUCCGCGCCGUGGGAAGGAGCGCGGCUUUGCGCCGCUGCUGUUGUAACGGCCGGCCGCGAGGCGCUUCUUCUCGAUUCGGCCGUGUGGGUUCGAAGGCGUGUGGCGCGCUCCACGCGGGCAUCGUCGUGUGCGCGUGGUCAUGCGUGACUCGCGGUGAAGUGUUCUGCAUCGUCUCUCUCUAUCCACGUGUUACGCGCAGUGUGUGUGCAAUGCUUGUCCGUGGGUGACCGCUUCGGGUGACUCGAGGGUGAGGCCGCGCGACACAUCGUGCUCAAAAGUGCGCGGCGAACGGAUUGUGGACCGUGACGCUUUGCCUCGGUUGGACGACGGUCCGUGUCCGGUUUGGCGGUUCGUCCGCCCGCGUGCAGACCGACUCAGCGGUGAGGUGAACGAGAAAGGAGAGCAACGAAAAGUGCAGCGACUCCCUCUUCGGCCACGGCUGGGCGCGUGGCCACGGGCUGACCGCGGCUCACGUCGCGGUCGGUGUGAUGACGCCACGAAGAUGUAACCCCCGGUCCUGGGACAUGGUAGGAUAGGGGAGAACUCGUCUCGGCAACGUCACGCCACAAGCUGACAAGGUGCCUCCUGUUGCGGUCCUCUGAGCCAGGGGGCGCCGCCUUUCGAUCGAUGUUGGUGACGUCACGAGAGCGUGCUUUGCUGGACCGUGCUAAUCGCGAGACGACGCACGCCAGAUGGCGCCACAACCAUCCCCAGAUAAUCGGAACUGGACCGGGAAGCUAUGAGUAAGGCUGAGGAGUCGCGGAAAGUCUCGCGAAGUAAAGGACCACCCGCGGCUCAAGAGACAAGCAGAAAGCGCAGGGCCGAGUACGACGAGGGCGCCACCGCAGCUGCUGCUGGCGCCAAGCGGAGCGCUGCGCGGCGCUGCGACGAUGAGGCCGCCCUCUCGCGGCUGAAGGCCGAACCACCGCCGGGACCCAACGUUCCCGCCGCCGCCAGCACCCCUACCGGCACCGGCGCUAACCCCACUGCGCCGGCGGCGGCCCAGCAACCACCACCCCACGCGCCCAGCCCGCCGGUCUCCAGGACAGUAACACCACACGACGAACUCGGUUCCGACGUCGUCACUUCCUCCACGGUCUGCGCGGACGGAAGUGGCGCCAACGGCGGUGCAGCAGGCGGAAGCGCCAACGGAACCGGAACCGGGUGCGGCGCCGUCAGCUCCUCGAGCAACGUCAGCAGCAGCGCCGGCGGCGGCCAAGCGCAGCCAGCACAGCCAGCAGCGGCCGGCGCCGGAGGAGGAGCCGCAGCCGAAGACGAAGACGUUCGGCGCAUCUUGGAGGCCGAGGCGGCGCUGCGCAGUCUGACGGGUGGGCUGCUGGCGCAGGCGGACGAGGAGCCGCCGUGCGGCGACGUGCAGCCCAUGUUCGAGAACCUGUUCGACAAGAAGAGCGACAGCAAGGGGUCGCCCGGCGACCAGCACCACCGGGCCACCAGCGAGUCCGUGGCCAACUCGUGGAAGGACGUGGUCACGCUGAGCGCCUCGUCCUCCUCCAACGGAAGCGUGCCCGGGGGAUCGCCCAUGCGCUCGCCCCUGUCGCCGCCGGACUCGAGCCCCGACCAGCCGGCCGCGUCGACGCCAAGGGUGGCGAGAGAACACGAAGAGUCUAUGGACACGGAGAUGAGCCGAGCCGACAGCAGCACCGGCGACGGCCUCACGCCGCCCAUUGCGGCAUCAGGUCGCCACCGGGACGCUGCCAAGGACACCGCCGACGAAGACAACCACCACGCGGAGCGGGGCGCUAGGGUUUCCACGCCCGAAGCCGGCCAGAUGGCGUUCGCGUCCUCGACGCCAGCGCCGCCGUCGCUCUCCUCCUCCUCCUCUUCGUCGUCGGUCUCCUCGACGUCGUCGACCCACUGUCCGGGCACGCCGGACGUGGCGAGCACCACGGCCACGGUCGGUUCGUCGCAGUCCUCGUGCUCGAGCCCCUCCGCGCCGGGUGCCUUCGGCGCCAUGGGGCCGUCCUCCUCCGCGGCACCGCCGUACGGCGCACCGGCGGCCGUCACAAGGCCCGACGCGGCGACGCGGACCGGUCGGCCGGGCGAGGCGUACGACGUCGGCAGCCUGCUCAAGAUCGAGGAGGAGUGCGCCUCCAUACACUCCGUCGUCGACCAACAGCGGUUCAAGGUGGAGGAAGUUAGCCGCGAGGACUGCUGCCGCCGAGCGAGCAGCAAUGGCGGAGGAGGAGGCGCGGGAGUCAGCGGCGCCGCCAGCGGGCGAGCGUCGCGCAGUCCGCCCACCGGCGUCGUCGCGCCCCGGGGACCUCCGCUGGCAUCGCCGGGACCCCCGCACAUGUUCGGCGGCGGUGGAAUGCCGCACGUGCAAGUGAAGCAGGAGCCCAAGCUGGAGCCGAUGCGCUACUCGGACUGCGCCCUGCAGGCGGCGCAUCGCGAGUACCCUCCCCCAGCGGCGGCGGCGGCGGGCGGGGCGUACGCGGGUCCCUUCGGUGCGGCCGCCAUGGCCGAGGUGGCCCCGGAGCCGCCGCCGCCGGCCGCCCGAUACGCCAUGCUCGAGACCAAGCUCAAGCAGGAGUCGCUGAAGCCGCCAAUGGCGGCCUACGGCGAGGACGGCGGCGGAAGCGGAAGCGGCGGCCACCUGGUUCCACUUCCGGACGACGACCACCCGCUGGUGAUCGACGAGAGCCGACUGCGGCUGGACGAGGAGGAGGAGGACGAAGACGACGAGGACUCCAGCUCACACGCCGCGCUCAUGGACUCGCCGCAGAGGACGCCCGAAGGCACGCUCAAAGACAGCAAAUGCCCUACUCCGGGUUGCAAUGGCACGGGUCACGUGACAGGUUUAUACUCGCACCAUAGAAGCCUGUCUGGGUGCCCAAGAAAGGACAAGAUUACACCCGAAAUUUUGGCACAGCACGAAACAAUACUCAAGUGCCCCACUCCUGGCUGUAAUGGAAGAGGACAUGUGAAUAGCAACAGAAACUCACACAGAAGCCUGUCCGGGUGCCCCAUUGCCGCCAUGGAGAAGCUGGCUCAGAAGGAACAGAAGAACGUCACCAAACACCCGCCCUCCACCUCCAGUCCCGCGCCGUCGGACCGCGUGCUGCGGCCCAUGUGCUACGUGAAGCAGCUGGAGCUGCACGAUUACAAGUACCCGGGCUACGUGCCCACCACGACGCCGCGCACCAACCUGGCCAAGGAGCUGGAGAAGUACAGCAAGCCGCCGCCUCCGGAGUACGCGCACCACUUCUUCCAGCAACAGCAGCAGCAUCAACAGCAGCAGCAGCAACAGCAGCAGCAGCACCAUCAGCAGCAACCACCGCCGCCGCCGCACCAACAGCCGCCGCCGCCUCAUCAUCAGCAGCAGCCGCCGCCGCCGCCGCCACACCAGCCUCCCCAACAGCCACAGCAGCAGAUGAGUCCGGUCCCGAACCGGCCCAUUGCGCCCAAGCCCAAGGACCAGAUGACUGUCACGGUCAAGCAGCGCCUCUCGCCAUCGCCUCCACUGGAGCAGCCGCCCGGCGUGGUCGGCAUGGGGACAGCGGCGGUGAACCUGUCCAAGAGGCAAGAGGCCCUCGGGGACCUUCCGCCCGCUCCCCCAUCCGGGGUGAGGCACAUCCACCCGGCCCUCGACUUGCCUCUCGUCCCUAGGCACAGUCUGUCCCCGGCGCUGGGUGGCCCCCAGCAGCAGCAGCAGCAACCGCCCCAGCACCCGCACCACCAGCCCGGCGGAGGCGGCGGUCUGUAUCGCGGCGCUGGUCCUCCUCCGCCCGAGGAGCAGACGGAGCCCGUGGACUUCUCGAGGGGCGGGCCGGAAGGGUUUCCCCCGUACCCCCCGCCUUCGUCCCUGCACAGUCCCCCUCCUCCGACCAGGGACCACCUCCAGCCCCUCGCCGGGAGGCCCCCCGCCGGCUCCGACUACGCGGACAAGGACAGUUUACCUGGAUGCGGCCUUCAAGAGCGACCUCCGAUGCAAGGGCCCCAUCAAGAGCUGAAUCUGUCCGGCUGCCCGCGAAGCACCAAGCCCAAGAAGGCCGCCGCCGGACGGGAGGACAAGCCCGACGCCGAGCCGCUGCGGUUGAGCAUGUGCGUACAGUCACCCACGCUCGAUUACCACUCACCUCCGACCAGCGACAGCUUUUGUUGGAAGGCAGACCGAUCCCAAGGCAAAAGCUGUCCCAUCCCGGGCUGCGAUGGCUCAGGACACGUGACUGGAAAAUUUCAAUCUCACCGAAGCGCUUCUGGAUGUCCGCUGGCGAACCGGAGCAAGUUGAGGCAUGAAGUUGUUGGUGUUGACGGAAGGCCUAUUAAGACAGAAGGUGCUAGCUGUCCGACCCCCGGGUGCGACGGGAGCGGGCACGCCAACGGAAGCUUCCUGACCCACCGCAGCCUGUCGGGCUGCCCCCGGGCCACGCAGGCCAUGAAGAAGGCCAAGAUGGCUGCUGACGACCCCAAGCCUCAGCCAGAGCCGGGACCAGUUGUAGCUGGAAUGCCAGGAGGGGUGCCUGGCAUGGAUAACGACGCGGACAUCCGAGCGCUGGAGGAGGAGAUCCUGGAGCUGCAGGAGUACAAUGCCAAGGUGGAGUCUGAGAUGAUCCGCCUGCGCACGGACAUCACACAGAUGGAGCAGCAAAUUCGCAUGACCGAGAGGGACAACCAGGUGCUGUCUCAACGGGCUGGUAGCUUGAACGAGUACUACGACUCGCUGAAGCACAACUUCAUCUCGCUGCUCGACCGCAUCCCCCAGCUGGAGGAGAAGCCCACGCCGGACAACUUCGACUGCUACCUGAGUCGACUGCAGGCACUCUGCGUGGACAGCACCCACCGGCCGCCAGGGCUCGGGGGACCAAACGGCUCGUCGCCACCAAACGACAGCAACCGUGCCCUCUUCACAUCAGUGCGCCAGGCGCUGCACGACUUCACCUUGCCCCUACAGCAACCAAGCGGCUGGAUCCGGUCAUGAGGGCGCUGGCCUGUCUUUCCCACAUCUCCCAUUGCUCCGGGGCACGAACGCAUAGCGCACAGCCCCCAAGCAUGACCAUCAUCUUCUUGUUCUUCUUCUUUUUGCCGACAAACACAAAAUGGAGCCAAACAGGGUCAAUUGCAUUCUACGUAGAAGAGGACGACGACGGCAGGCUGCCUAAAGAAAAGGAUGAACUGUCGGAAAAGGGUUCCCCGCAUCUCCCGCACAGUGGGUCUUUCGCUGCACUCCUGUUUCCUCGGUGUCUUGCUGGGCAGACAAGACAGGGAAAAAAAAAAGGUGCCGUGGCGGGCUCAGCAACACGGCUGACACCAUGUGGGGGAAACGCGCACGCACAACCAUUGCACGUUGAUGGACUCCGUGUAAAAAAAAAAACACAAACAAGUGCACUGUGCUGGGAGCUGCCAAAGCAUUCCCACCGCCACCUCUACCCCCUUUAUUCGUCUCUGUGGCACCAUUUCUUUGUUUUUCUUUUUGCGUUGGCUUAGCCACAGUUGCUGUUGUCCUUCGCGCAUCUUUGAGUGUUUUGCGCGUUCGUUGCCGACGAGACUCGUGUCUCUGCAUUGUGUAUAGCCUUUUAGACGAUGUGGUGUCAAUGCUGCUCGCGUGCAUUUGGUGCUGCCUUUCUUUUUUUUUUUCUUUUUCUUUCGGCCUCGCUUUCUCGCUUGUAUCUCUAGUAGUGCCGUGCUUAGAGCAGGAAAUGUGACACAUUCUAAGGAACUGCGAGCUUUGAAAUUGUUGUCGCAUUGCGACCCCGUGGAACGCCCGGUCACAUUACAUGGCACGAAAGGAAUUUUCUCUUGCAAUUGGUUUAAAGAAAGGAAGGUGGGGAACGCGCGCGAUGCAAAUGCGCGACACAUCCGCCAGAUCCCAGCGGCAGUCCUCACACAUCCAACAUUUAGCCAGUGCUUCUGCGUGAACAUUCUUUUCUUUCCAGUGUUGGCUGUAGUGAUAUCUGUUGGUCACUUUUUGUCAUGGCCUCAGUGAAGGCAUUUUUUUUCUCCUCUCAAGUGUACAUAGGAAUCUUUUGUAAGAUACAUGCUCUUCUAUUUAUGUGCUCGUCUCUUAUGUUGCCUGUGCGGGUUGUUUAGAAGAUUUAAAACGUACUUGUUGCAAGAACAAGUUGUGCUUUAAAUAAGAAAUGAAUUGUUGGCCGGAAACCGUGCGCAUUUUUUUAUUGGCACAUUUAGCAAGGUUGUUUUCUUGCUUGUGGGAAAAUUCUUUUCAAGGCGAUCGUGGAGCAGGUUGCAACAAAAUUGUGGAAGUGGAAUGUAUGACUCUGUUGAAUAUGUACAUACUUGUGUUACAGAUAUCGAUGUGACCAGAAAUGUAUUUCACAGCCUUUCCUGAGUUGCAAAUUUGCCAACCAUUGUCUAAAAGUGAACACCAACAUCGUCAGCCUUUCUCUCUCUCUUACUUUUUUUUUUGUUGUGAGUGUCAUAACACAUAGCAAUACAUGUUCAGCAGCAUCUAAAAUUUACAUGAAAUGCCUUUCUUUCUUCUGCUACUGAGUUUGCAGAUGACCACAUUGUGAAGCAGAGAUUGAGGGAAAUGAAUUAGGAAGAAUAAGAGGCUUGGCAGGCGACUGAUCGUGGUUGUGUUAGAGAGUUUCGUUCCAUCCUCAGCCAAUUUGAACAGCACAAACGCACGUGGAAAGACCAUAUAAUACGUAGCAUGGUGGACACCACCAUUGCAAACACACAUGCCCGCUCUAUAGGCUACAUGCUUCCUUGGACAGAAAAAAAAAAGGCAUACGUGCUAAAUAAGCUUAGAGUUUCAACAGCAGCAGCAGUCUUGGCGGGAUUGUUAACAUGUGGUACAAGUUUGCUCUUAGACGUAUGGGAUUGUUAUGUACAGCAUGUCGCAAGCAAGGGGUUCCGAGACACUGGUGUAGUCUCUCUUUCUCUCUCCUUUGGUGUUGAAUCUGGCAAGUCGCAUCGGAACGGAAAUCUGCACUGUGUAUGACGCAUGCCGACAUGGAUAGGCGCUUGCAUUCUGUACAUACAUAAUUUUUAUGCACUCCCUGUUGUCGAGGCUCGCAAAGCAAACGCAUGGCUGCAAAAGCAGCGACAGUGAUCUGCCCUUCCCAUUCCCAUCUCACUUUGGAGGAAAGACACAAUUUCCAGCUUCUUUCCAAGCACAAGCCAGACCUAAAUUUCCUGCACCUAACGAAAGAGAAUAAGCCGGGCUGUCACUGCUUCGUACCUUUCAUUCGCAUAUUGCAUAGUUCCAUUAUGGCCAAGGGCUUUUAAAAACCGUGUUCACCAGGUCGAAUGGGAAGAAGCGAGAUCAAUUUUGCAUGUGCUGGUUUCAGGCGUGCCAAGGGCAGUUUAAACACAACAAACCCUGUCUUCCUGGAUCAUGCAUGACAUCAGCGUCGAUGCUGUGGUCAUCGGUCGACUUGCCUGAGUCUUCGGGAACGUGAGCCAAAUCUGAGUUGCGCAGUCUAUCCGCCUUGUGUUUCGAACCUGCACCCCACUGUUGCACACGACAUGGAUGUGUAACCAUUGCCGAAGCGACGUUAAGUUUUGCGACACUGCCCGUUAUGCAUCCCUCCCGCUCUCAGUUCUCAUUGAAGCUUAUAGCUUCGGCCCUCCUUGCCCGCGCAAUGUUCUCUGGAUGUGUACACGGUCACGGCGCUUUCUUUUUGUAGAUAUGUAUAACUUAUUGGACGCGCUGUCUCAAGCUCGCUCUCUUUCGAUGUCUUUGCUCCCCCCACCCACCGCCCAGGCCCCAUGUAAAACAUGGGUAGCUGGGGCACCUCCCAGUUCUCUGUCACACACUCUCUCUGUCUCAUUUCGUUUCCAUUCCCGCAUUCUCUCACAACAAUGUGUAUACCGUGCCGGACAGCGACACCAACAUUGUGUACCGAGUCUCAAGCCUGUCAGUAAAAACCCUAUUAUUGUGAAGCCGCA